UAGGUGAGAUGAGCGGACGGGCCGCAUCCUCUGAGGAGGUACCAUCGUUAGGACCGUUAACUCGGGCGGCGCCGAGUUAAAAUGGUUGAUAUCCGACCCGAAAAGUAUACUGAAACUCUUUUGAGCGUCGUCAACAUCGUCCUUCAAAUCACGCCCACUGCAAACUCCCCAUCUUAGUGGUCAGUUCUGCCUGCCGGUUGGUCAGAAGUUAAACUGAAGCCAUGGCAGUGAAGGACCGCGUGGAGGCGGUGCUCAAUGUGGGUCUGCGUGUCCCCAGCAUCAUGCUGCUUGAUGUCCUGUACCGCUGGGAUGUCAGCUCCUUCUUCCAGAAGAUCCAGCGCUCCAGUCUCUCCAACAACCCUCUGUUCCAGUACAAAUACCUGGCACUCUACCUGCACUAUGUUGGUUACAUCCUGAGUUUGGUGCUCCUGACUCUGCCACGUCAGCACCUUGUUAAGCUCUAUCUGUAUGUCCUCACGGCCCUGCUGCUGUUUGCUGGUCACCAGGUCUCCAGGGAUUAUGUCCGCAGCGAGCUGGAGUCUGGCUAUGAAGGACCUGUCUACCUGGAACCUCUUUCCAUGAACAGAUUCACUACUGCACUCAUAGGCCAGCUGGUGGUGUGUACGCUUUGCUCCUGUGUGAUGCAGACCAAGAGGAUCUGGCUUUUCUCUGCUCACCUUCUCCCCUUGGUGGCCAGGCUAUGUCUGGUCCCACUGGAGACCAUUGUCUUCAUCAACAAGUUCUCCAUGAUCUUCACCGGUCUGGAGGUCAUCUACUUCCUGGCUUCUAACCUGCUGGUGCCGUACAACCUGGCCAAGACCGCCUACAGGGAGCUGGCUCAAGUGGUGGAGGUGUAUGGUCUGCUAGCUUUGGGCAUGUCUCUGUGGAACCAGCUGGUCCUUCCAGUGCUUUUCAUGUGUUUCUGGCUGCUGCUGUUUGCCCUGCAGAUCUAUUCCUACUUCAGCACCAGAGACCAGCCUACCUCAAGGGAGAGGCUCCUGUUCCUCUUUCUUACCAGUAUUGCAGAGUGCUGUAGUACACCCUACUCCCUGCUGGGACUCGUUUUUACCGUGUCCUUCAUCGCUCUGGGAGUCCUCACACUCUGCAAGUUCUACCUGCAAGGCUACAGGGCCUUUAUGAAUGACAACACCAUGCACAGGGGAAUGACAGAGGGCAUCACCCUGCUGAUCUUGGCUGUCCAGACUGGCCUCAUCGAGCUGCAGGUCAUCCACCGAGCCUUCCUCCUCUCCAUCAUCCUCUUCAUCGUCGUUGCCUCCAUUCUGCAGUCCAUGCUGGAGAUAGCAGACCCCAUAGUCCUGGCCUUGGGCGCCUCCAGAGACAAGAGUUUAUGGAAACAUUUCCGGGCAGUGUCUCUGUGUCUGUUCCUUCUGAUCUUCCCAGCCUACAUGGCCUACAUGAUCUGUCAGUUCUUCCACAUGGACUUCUGGCUCCUCAUCAUCAUCUCCUCCUCCAUCCUGACCUCUCUCCAGGUCCUUGGCACCCUGCUGAUCUAUGUUCUCUUCAUGGUGGAGGAGUUUCGCAAAGCUCCAGUGGAGAACAUGGAUGAGGUUAUUUACUGCGUCAACGGUACCUACCGCUUGCUGGAGUUUCUGGUGGCGGUGUGUGUGGUGUGCUACGGUGUGUCGGAGACGGUGUUUGGGGAGUGGAGCGUGAUGGGCAGCACCAUUAUCUUGGUCCACUCCUACUAUAAUGUCUGGCUGCGGGCCCAGCUGGGCUGGCAGAGCUUCCUGCUGAGGAGGGACGCUGUCAACAAGAUCAAGAGUCUGCCCACCGCCAGCAAAACACAGCUGGAACAGUACAACGACAUCUGCGCUAUAUGCUACCAGGACAUGAAGAGUGCAGUGAUCACCCCGUGCAGUCAUUUCUUCCACGCUGGCUGUCUGAAGAAAUGGCUUUAUGUCCAGGAGACAUGCCCGCUAUGUCACUCACAACUUAAGAGCCAAUCACCAGCCACCACUGGUCCCGCCCAAGAUAUCCCGUCAGCCAAUCAAAGCCCCGCAGAGCAGGGAGAACCCUCCUCCAGAGGAGAGGAGAAAAACUGUGCUUCUCCGGAUGAGAGGAGAGAGGGAGAACCUGGAGAGGAGAAAGGAGCGAACGGACAUUCCUCAUCAGCUGGAGAGACCUCCUGCUCUUCCUCUUCAACCUCCUCUUCCUCCAGUGUGCUGUCUGCUCCCCAGCACUCCGCCAAGGCCUCAGUCAGCCCAGGCUGCCCUUCCUCAUCUUCAUCAUCACCCCCCUCCUCUCCUCCUGUCCCCUCUGAUUCCCUGGAGAGCCAGACUCACACCACAACAAAGCCUCCCCUGUCGUCUUCCUCCACCUCUUCAUCUUGCUCCUCUUCUCUUGACAUCUCGGACACUCCCCCCUCUCAUGCAUCUCCCUCACACUCCCACCCUCUCUCCAUUUGCUCUCAGUCAGCCUCACAGCCGCAGCUGCAGGCAGAAGAGUCCACUCAGCCCGCCCCCCAAGUCACUCCAGGGUCCCGACUGGACAGCCAGGAUUCAUGCAGCCAGACCACUGGUCCAUCGCUUCAGCCUGACCCACCCUCUCCUUCUCCCCCCUGCAGCCUCUGAGCCACAACAUAGCACACACACACACACGUACAUACAUGCAUGCACAUUUAAACACACAGUUUGUCUAGAUGCUCCAUUCGCCAAUAUUCUGCCUCCUGUAUUGUACUUGUCCAGCCUAAUGUCAUCGGCUGUCCUAUCAUCUUUGCAUCAGAUACGUGGUUAAGUCUGAAGAGUUGAAUUCCAAACAAAAUGCUCCAUAUCUAUUUUGCAAGGAAAAAAAACAGUCUCCGUAGAAAUUCAUCAUCCAGCAUUUAGAGAAACACAAAUGAUUCCAUCCUCAAAAAAUGCUGCUGUUUCAUAGGCAGGAGUCAUAGAACAGCUUGUAACUUAAAUGUUUUUCCAUGAUGAGUUUUACUGACAUGCCAGCAAUGAUUUCAUUAGAGUAGACAUAACUUUUUCCAUGUGCUGGGAUGUUUUGUUUUGGAAUGAAACUCAUUUCUACGACCACACACACAAUAUCCCAAGAUGUGAUGAUCAGGAAAGCGGUAAUGUACGUAACUGGGAGCUCUGUGUCCAAAAAAUGUGAAAUCCUGGGAAAAAGGUGAAGAACUGCUCUGCUCAGUGUUCCUAUUUCCUACUUUCUUACAUUGACCUGAGGCAUGUUACAUUUCUAAAAAUCUCAAGUCCGCUUCAUUUCACUCCCAGACAUUUCAUGUGGCUGUUGCUCCUAUCCUGCCUUUCUCCGUGCAGCUUGACUCACACUGCUGUACAUUUCAUGAUGUUUGGGUUUUGUCUAUAGUUUUGUAUACGUGCCAUGGUUGGUAGGGAAUGAGGUAGGGGUUAAUGGUUUAAUGACCCUUAAUGGAUUUUCAGGAUGACUGAUGAUUACAUAUUAAAUAGUGACAAAGUCUUAUCAUUUUCAAAGGUCUGAAAAGAUCUCCAUCGGUUCUUGAUGAAGAAUAUUGAUUUCCACUAUUGGUAGUCUGGUUGAUACUGGGUAUUGACAGAGACUAUCAGUAUUAAUUAAUACUGAGCAUUAACAGAGACUGGCUGUUGUACCUGAAGCCCGGUGCUGAGCUGAAGAUGCCAGAUUUUGUCUUGUGUUGCAACGUGAACUCGGUGGGCUCGUGUGGAAGCAGCGCUCUGUAAUUCUAGUUUCAGUUGUGUCCUUCUUCAUUGAUACUGCUUUGGUAUCUACAUCAAAAUUGUUUGGCUGGUCCCAGCAAAAACAAUUAUGGUCCUAGUGCUGUCCCACAGUCGCCAAACUUUUGUAUUGUUAAAGGAAACAUUUUUUUUAAGGAUAAUUUUUUAUGACAUUACUACUUUAUUGGACAGCAUACAGUGUAGAUGGACUGGAAACAAGGAAUGGGGGCAAGACAUGCAACAUAGGGCCACGGUUUGGAUUUGACCCUGUAACAACACAAGCGUGUGGCGAUCACCUUAGCCCAGUGAGCCACCAAGGAGCCCAAACUUGGUUCUUUUCAUUGUAUUUACCUCAUUCAGCAUAUGCAUUAUAGCACUUAAUCCCACUUCAAGCACUCACAUACCCCCACCCAGUCUAUCCCAGGCUAGCCAUAUGGACCCAAAGGAACCAGUUGCCCCACUUUUGCUGGCUCCUUUUAAACCAAUCGCAUCAAUCCAUCUGCUCUAUUUAAGACCAUCAUAUAUGCUCAAUCUCUCCCAUGACUCUGUGCAACAUUACAACCAGCAAAUUGAGCCAUUCAAUCGGAAAGAGCUUUUGUUUCCCCUGCAUCCUGCACACAAAAAUACACAUACACUCAGAGUCUGUUCCUGCAUCCAGUGGAUGCAGGACUAGGAGAGGCGAGAGUGUUGAGUCUGUUAGCAUUUGAUUGGCAGACAUAAAAACUUGAUAAUGUUGAGGCUUGACGCACGCUUAGGGCUUGCACGCUGCCACUGUUUGUUACCACAGCAUCUGUUUGUUUGUCCCUAAUGUUCUCUAACCUUGCGACUGAUGUUAUGUGUUUUUUGCCAUUACUUUAUUAUUAUUGUUUUUGUUUUGGGUUGCAUUUGCACUAAUGUCAUUUAUACUAGCAGUGCUCCAAAGCUGUCCCGUGGCUGUCCGCAACCAAAUACCCUCUGGUGUGUUUGUAUAGAAGGAAACAGCCCAUUCUGUUUGUGUUUAAUGUAUAUAAAUGUUGCUCUAUACGGCAUCUAUAUUAAACCGGAGGAGUGUUGAUAUAUAAAAUAUGAUCUGGGCUUGACUUCUCCAACGCAUCUUAGUGUUUGGAUUGCCUUUGAUACUUAAAAAGGUCGAAGAACUAAGACAAUCUGGGCUAAGAAUGUUUGGGAAACCAAACCCGCAGAUCAGUUUGACCAGCCAGUGUUACUGCCUCUCCAGUCUGCAUGAUGCAGCCUCAAGCUGGUGUGAACACUCCGGUGCCCUCUACUGGUAGGAGUGGGAACAGCAUGGCGCAGAUGGACAGGAGACGCACUAGCUAACCCUCAGCAGUAUUACUACUACUAUUACUAAGGUUCUUAUUACUGUUACCUUUACUGUUCACAUUGGUAAGCAUUGGCCCCAGGGCUGAGAAUGAAUACAUGACCAAUGUAGGAUCAUCAAACCUGACCAGUGCUGUUUGUGUAAUUUUGUUUUCAUUUCCUUUUUUUCUUUUUUAGAGAUGAAAUGUAGAGUUUGGUGUAUUUUGCAUAUGUUCUUUUGAAAGGUGAACUUAAGGACUUAUUCUUUAAGGACUUUUUUUUUUAUUAUUAUUAUCAUUGGAGUUUUUGAUCCAUUCCUCAUAGAACUAGGUCCAAAAAACUGCGUUUGACAUGGUUACUAAUAUUUGAAAAACUUCCUGCACAUGAGGUUUUCCUUCAAUCUCACACAGAGACAUCACUUGCAAGACAAACUGUCAAAUGCUGAGCAGGAUGACGAGUGUCGUUGGCAGAUCCAUUGUUAUGGAUGUUGUCUCAUAGAAUUUACACCACAGUACUGAAACAGGCAAAAGUAAGGACUGUCAGCUAUUGAUUCUGCUAAUGUCUUUGCUCUGACAUAAAACCAUGUUAAAAAAAAAUAAUAAUAAUAAUAAUAAUUACAGUUGUUGCAGUCACUUUUAACUGACACUAGGACAGUUUACCUUACCUAUAUGUUAUCUAAGCUUGAAGUUUAACCACCAUCUGAUAGCUAGGUAUUUUUCCCAGUCACGUUCAAGGGACUGCAUUUAGAGCUUAUCAGAAUGUUUUCUUAGAUAUGAGAGCAAACUCUUUUGCAUUCUGUCGCAUGGCUGGAAGGUUUCAGCUGCAGGAUGGACUUCGUGUGAAAUAGAUUGAUGCAACUAAUUUGAUUUGUAGUCCAUGAACUAGUAUGCUAACCAAAAUCUCAACCCCACUAUUCCUCUAUGCAAGAUCACUUUAGCAUUGUAGUUCCUCCUGUCUGAAGCUUUGAGAAAUCUUCAGAUUUCUUAAAUGUAUUUCUCAGAAUGUAAAAUACAUAAUUUUGUGCCACCGACCCAUCUACAACUUAUCAAUUUAACAUCCAGGUAUGUUUUGAUAAUGAGUCUUGAUCAGUCUCACUUGUAAAAUGAUGGCAUUGAAAACAAACUUAAAGUCACUGUUGUAAUAUUUAUGCUUUUACUGUUAUUGUAAUCUUUAAAUUUUGACGUCUCCAUUUAACUUCAAACAGAAAGCAAGACCUGAAGGCCAACAGCUGGUAUGGUAGCUCAAAGCCUCACAUUUAGUUAAGAGCAUUCUCCUGUUCCAUGAGACAGUCCGUCCCACAGCUGAAAUCCUUUUGAGCCAAGUUUGUAGUUGAAUGUUUUCCUGAAUAAUCUUAGUACUCUAAUUGGUGAGACUUGUUAUGAUCACGGACAUUAUUGUGUUGAAAAUGAAAGCACAUAUGGCAUUGCAGUCAAUAGCUGGCACGAGGUAGAGUGGCCACAUAUGUAUUCUUUAAUGAAUUUUUAAUGUGCAUUAAGCAAAAGAACCCAAGUCGGCGCCACUGUCCCAACACUUUUGCCACAGGAGUCACGUGUAUUGAGAUUCGCAGGUCUGAUCCUGGCCAGGGCUGCUCUGAGUGAGACACCCUGCAGAUUUAUUUUCUGAUCACCAAUUUUCUUUUUGACUGUUUAGUUUUUUUUCCACACAUAUGCAUUAAGGACCUGCUCUGUAAAAACCUGAUUCUGAAUGCCAGUUGUAUUCUGUUGAACGCUCCAUGGUUUUUGGAAUUUAUGCCUGGCGUUGCCUUGGUUAUUUUACAAAAACUGAAUGUCAGAAAUAAAAUGAAUCAUCCACUCUG
Messenger RNA from Myripristis murdjan (pinecone soldierfish), 6786 nucleotides. RefSeq names its product RING finger protein 145. NCBI's taxonomy places the organism in Eukaryota, Metazoa, Chordata, Actinopteri, Holocentriformes, Holocentridae. Gene Ontology annotation, biological process: ERAD pathway; proteasome-mediated ubiquitin-dependent protein catabolic process. The record is from RefSeq and is a predicted model, not a curated record. The coding region runs from base 222 to 2591 and encodes 789 amino acids. Gene Ontology annotation, molecular function: zinc ion binding; ubiquitin protein ligase activity. The transcript has 12 exons. Gene Ontology annotation, cellular component: endomembrane system.